UCCGCAUUGAAUCCAUGCUCUUAAAGGAGGAUUUUCCGGCAGCGUGCGAGGCCAUGAAACGGGACAUUAAGAUCCUUCGCGCCGCCAUUAAAGAAUUAAUGUGUUGCGAGGAGCUCCAUGCUGUUCUCCACCUGGUGCUGCAGGCCGGAAACCUCCUUAACGCUGGAGGUUAUGCAGGAAACGCAGUAGGCUUCAAGCUGUCAUCCCUCCUGUCUCUGGCUGACACCAAAGCUAACAAACCAGGCAUGAACCUGCUGCACUUUGUCGCUCUGCAUGCCACAUCAUCUCUCUGCUCACUCCGCGGCAGUCGGCAACAGCUAAAGAGGGAAGGCAGCGAGCUGAUCGACUUUUUCUGCGAGGACAGAGACACUUUCAGGCUGGACGACUGUUUCAGCAUCUUCCACACCUUCUGCUCCAGGUUCACAAAUGCUGUCAAGGAGAACAUGGAGAGGGAGGCGAAGGAGGCAGCUCGUCGUCAGCGGAUACAAGAGCUGGAGGAGAAGAAGAGGCACUCCUGGGCUGGAGGAGAAAAGGUGGAUGGAGUCUUUGGGCUGCGCUGCCACAGUGAGCUUGACAUGUCCACUGCUUUGUCGCGGCAUGACGAGGCCGGACUGUUGAUGGAGCUCCUGACCCCUAGGUCCCACCCUCGCUCACCAGUGAACAACUCCCACAGUCCUCUGGGACGUGCUGUGAGCUUACGUCGUUCCCGAAAGUCUCCAUCCUGCUCACCAUCUAUUGCUGCUGAGCAGGAACUAAGCACUUUCCUGGAAAAGGCGACUGAUCGCAAAAACAUUCAGCAAAGAGGCAAAGGGAGCAGUUUUCCAUCUCCCUCAAGUCCAGGAUUCCCAGUGUCCACCCAGACGGCACCACAAAACUCCUCAUCACCUUCCAAAAGGAGUCCAAAAAACAAAAACCAUGCAACUGCCACUUACCUCAGCCAAAAUGCUACCCAGACGUGUGCAAAUGCCACUAAUCCUGCAAAUGAACUUGCAGUCAAACCUACCUCUGACUCAAACCAGCAAUCUGAACACAACAACAAAAGCAGCAGUGAUCAACCUGGCAUGGGUUUAAGCAGCCAUGCAACACUUACAACAAGCAAACCAAAAUAUGUUGAACUGGUUUUAACUCAGCAGACUGACUGCAUUGAUAAGAGCUUUCAGCAGAGUACCACUGCUACAGGAAACAUGGUGGUGGUUUUAGACAAAUGCACGUUGGUUCCUGAGCUAAAAGUGUUUGGCAGUGGCGACACCCUCACAAGUCAUAGCGAAAACAGACAUGUUGGUCUUCAUCAAGAUGAUGUGACAAUCACAGAUUUGGAAGAAGAGAAAGGGGAUGACUUGCAAGUUGAUAAGGUGCAUAAUAAUGGCCAACUGAUUGUAAAUACAAAACAAUCUGAUGAGCAAGUCGGUGAGCUCUGCUCUUCUUCAACACAAAGAGAGGGCGAUGAGGGGCAAGAGGAUAAGGUGGUUGUAUGGUGUGUGACGGGUGUGUGCGAGGCUACAAGUGACACACAAAGCACCUAUGCAGAAACUGAAAAAGAUCAGCAUAAGGGUGACAACCAAGGUGGAAACAAACAAACUUCCUCUGCUUUAGCCAAUGACAUGCCUUCAGAACCUCAACCGGCCAAUGAAAAACCAGUGCCUGUACCCAUCAGCAGCCAACCAGUGCCUGUCCCCCGCUGUGAUGACACAUCACUGCUUGUUUCUUCCUCUGUGUGGCGCCUGAAAGAACCUCCAACACCUAAUGUAGUGCCUGCUCUCACAGCAGAUGCUUCUGAGAAAGAUAAAGAACUGGAGGAAGAGGAAGAAGUGUCCACCAACAGGAACAGUGAUGGAGUGACCGUCUCAAAACAAUCAACAGAAGAGAAAAGCAAAAACAACAUGGCAUCUAAAGACUCAACCAGUAAAACUGCAAAAGCAGCUUCCUCCACCAAAGUAAAAGCAGAACCAGCAACUCCAUCUAAACUACCCAGCAAGAGCCUUCCUACGUCUAAAGUCCAAACUAAUGGGAAGAAACCUACCCCAAACACUAUCUCUGCAUCUGGCAAAUCCAAAUCUAUCCGGACCCUCACAACCUCCGAGAACAAGGACAUGAGGAGGGUUGUGCCAAUAUCCAGGACCAACAGAAGUCCAUCCAGAAUCAAACAUACAGAGAAGAAUCGAGGCUCCUCCAGCACCGCAGUGCCCACCAGUCUGACUCCCUCAAAACGAAGCAGUGCUUCCCCUCGACGAGUAGCGAGGCCUGCAAAUGCUCCUUCAUCCCGACAAUCUGGGAUCCCCAAGACUUUGGAUCCAAAGGACUCAAAGAACCAGAAUGUUUCAGGUACUCAGCCAUCUGCCCGAGAACAGAACAAGGACUUUCAAGGAAAGAUGUCCAGCCAAAAGCCCUUAAUGAAACCUAAAGCCCAGCAGGAGGAGAAGAUCUGUCGCUCCACACUGCGGGCACUCUCUCAGGGUGGAAGAAGUGGAGCAGGAGGCAGCGUCAGUGCUCCUGCCACUCCUUUGCGCAAAGCCACUAGCUCUUCGUCAUCUGUGUUUCCGGGUUUUGCACGGAGCACAGCCUCUUCUUCUUUCAGACGUACUCACACCAACCUUGCUGUUCCUGCUGCUUCCCACUCCCCCAACAUUGGGUCAGACCCCUCCCCCAAACCUUCUUCCAAGACCUCCUCCCCUGUUACCCCAUCCAGCACCUCCUUGCCUAUUACGCGAUCAAGAUCACUAAGAGUCCAUGCGUCAGCAAGAUCCUCAGAUGUCCAAAAACUCUCCCCCUCCUCACAGAGGAAGUCUCAGAGCGUCAAAUCAUCUCCUCGUGCAUCGCGCCACGACUUGCUGGCUCCCCCUAAAGGCCACAGACGGAAUGACAGUGACAGUGACAAGUCCGCUCAUUCUCAGGACUCGGUCUUGCCCACAAGGCCGCGCUGGAGAUAAACUCUUGGUUGUUUUGUUUUGAGGAUUUUUUCCUAAUCAUUCCUCCUUCAGGAAAGUCAGGAGAUACACUCCAUUAUGAAAUGUAGAUACCUUUUAAAAUGUUCAAGUUUAGUUUGAGUAACAAAGGAAGAUACAAUGAGAUUGUCUCGUGUGGAUUUAAAUCUUGUUUGUUACCUUGUUUGUUUGUUAUUAUAAGGUUUAAGUGCAGCGGAGCUGAAAAGUUCACUACGUUUUCUUUGUACUAUAUUGUCCUUGUAAUGUACUUUAAACAACCACAGAGGG
Molecule: messenger RNA, 3209 nt
Organism: Haplochromis burtoni (Burton's mouthbrooder)
Lineage: Eukaryota; Metazoa; Chordata; Actinopteri; Cichliformes; Cichlidae
Product: FH2 domain-containing protein 1
Source: RefSeq, a predicted model, not a curated record